Danaus chrysippus (African queen) is the source of this 3411-nucleotide messenger RNA. The record is from the annotation of a GenBank genome assembly. Lineage: Eukaryota; Metazoa; Arthropoda; Insecta; Lepidoptera; Nymphalidae.
AUGCUGAAGAGACGUACGUCGAAACGGUUUGUGCUGGGUGACACUUCUGUUGAUGAAGGGGACUGGGAUGAUGAGGCUACGGACGUGAUGCCAGCAAAUAUUCUGCAGAAGUUCCAGGUCACUAUUGAUUCAGAACCAGAUGGAAAUAAAGAAGAUGAUGACCUGGAAUUGGACAGAAGGCUGCUUAGGCCGCCUACAACCAGUACCUUGCAGCCGUCUAUGUCCCAAGGUACUGUGAUUCACAGCCAGCGUUUCCAAGAGAAGGACUUCACUGUUGCCACCCCUGAAGAGUUUGUAAGACGUUUUCAAGGCACCAGGGCCAUUAAUAAGGUGUUGAUAGCUAAUAAUGGUAUCGGUGCUGUUAAAUGUAUGCGCUCUAUAAGAAGAUGGUCUUAUGAGAUGUUCAAGAAUGAGAGGGCUGUACGCUUUGUUGUUAUGGUAACUCCCGAGGACUUGAAAGCUAAUGCUGAAUAUAUAAAGAUGGCUGAUCAUUAUGUUCCCGUUCCUGGUGGCUCUAAUAACAAUAAUUAUGCCAAUGUUGAACUUAUUGUGGAUAUUGCUAUACGGACACAAGUACAGGCUGUAUGGGCUGGUUGGGGUCAUGCUUCAGAGAAUCCCAAGCUGCCAGAACUUCUCCAUCGAGCUGGUGUAGCAUUCAUCGGACCACCAGAAAAAGCUAUGUGGGCUUUGGGAGAUAAGAUAGCUUCAUCAAUAGUAGCUCAAACAGCUGAUAUACCGACGUUAGCUUGGAGUGGCAGCGAACUGAAAGCUGAGUAUAAUACAAAGAAGAUUAAGAUAUCAUCGGAAUUGUUUGCCCGAGGCUGUGUCUCAACUCCUGAGCAGGGAUUACAAGCGGCUAAUAAGAUUGGUUUCCCCGUCAUGAUAAAGGCUUCUGAGGGUGGAGGUGGUAAAGGUAUCAGAAAGGUUGAAGUUCCUGAUGAUUUCAGCAACAUGUUCAGACAGGUACAAGCAGAAGUACCAGGUUCUCCGAUAUUCGUGAUGAAGCUUGCUCGGUCAGCCAGACAUUUGGAAGUACAACUAUUAGCUGAUCAAUAUGGUAACGCUAUAUCUCUAUUCGGGAGGGACUGUUCAAUUCAACGAAGGCAUCAGAAGAUCAUUGAGGAAGCGCCAGCGGCUGUCGCCAAGCCGGAAGUGUUCAUUGAAAUGGAAAAGGCGGCUGUUCGUUUAGCGAAAAUGGUCGGUUACGUGAGCGCUGGUACUGUGGAGUAUCUGUAUGAGCCGCUGACAGGAGCCUAUUACUUCCUAGAACUAAACCCUCGCCUGCAAGUAGAACAUCCUUGUACGGAAAUGGUGGCGGAUGUUAACCUACCAGCCGCGCAGCUACAGAUCGCCAUGGGCCUGCCCUUAUACCACAUAAAGGAUAUACGUCUAUUGUACGGGGAAUCCCCGUGGGGAAUGACGCAGAUAGACUUCGACGAACCCAAGCAGAGACCUUCGCCCUGGGGACACGUCAUAGCUGCCAGAAUCACCUCCGAAAACCCUGACGAAGGUUUCAAACCUUCUUCCGGUACGGUCCAAGAGCUCAACUUCCGGUCUUCAAAGAACGUGUGGGGUUAUUUCAGUGUGGCUGCUUCCGGUGGCUUGCACGAGUUUGCUGAUUCACAGUUUGGGCACUGCUUCUCUUGGGGCGAAACUCGAGAACAGGCUAGAGAGAAUUUGGUGAUAGCUCUCAAAGAGUUGAGUAUCCGAGGAGAUUUUAGGACUACAGUUGAAUAUCUGAUUACACUGUUGGAGACGCCUGCCUUCCAAGAUAAUAAUAUUGAUACUAGCUGGCUCGACGCUCUCAUAGCAGAGAGGGUUCAGUCUGAGAAGCCGGACGUGAUGCUGGGCGUCAUCUGCGGCUCAAUCCUAAUAGCUGACAACCUCAUCACAGCUCAUCUGUUGGAGUUUAAGAGCGCUCUGGAGAAGGGUCAGAUUCAAGGGUCAAGUCAACUUUCAAACACUGUAGAAGUGGAGCUUAUACAUUCCGGGCACAAGUACAAAGUACAAGCAACUAAAUCUGGGCCUACCUCCUACUUCCUGGCUAUGAAUGGAAGCUUCAAGGAGCUUGAGGUUCAUAAGCUGACUGACGGCGGUACCCUACUAUCAAUCGACGGUGCGUCAUACACAACGUAUUUGAAAGAAGAAGUAGAUAAAUAUAGGAUAGUGAUCGGAAAUCAAACUGUGGUCUUUGAAAAGGAGAAAGAUCCUUCUAAAUUGAGGGCUCCGUCUGCUGGGAAACUUGUUAAUACAUUGGUAGAAGACGGAGGGCAUGUGGACAAGGGUCAGCCAUACGCUGAGAUAGAGGUGAUGAAAAUGGUGAUGACUCUGUCAGCGCCAGAAUCUGGCAAAGUGUUCUGGAAUCUAAGACCUGGUGCUGUGUUAGAUAUGGGAGCAUUGAUGGGUACACUAGAGUUAGACGAUCCGUCGCUAGUGACCACAGCCCAGCCCUACAAGGGUCAGUUCCCACACGAAGAUAAUCCCAACUUAACAGAGAAAUUAAACCACGCACACAACAAAUAUAGAUAUAUACUGGAAAACACACUUGCUGGCUACUGUCUCCCCGAGCCUUACAACACUCCUCGUCUCCGCGAGGUUGUGGAGAAGUUCAUGUCAAGUUUAAGAGACCCCUCGCUGCCCUUACUGGAGUUACAAGAGGUGUUGUCAUCAACGUCGGGUCGGAUCCCGGUUUCAGUGGAAAAGAAAGUUCGCAAGUUGAUGGCGUUGUAUGAGAGCAACAUAACCAGCGUGCUGGCGCAGUUCCCGAGCCAGCAGAUAGCCAGCGUUAUUGACCACCACGCGGCGUCACUCGCGAAGCGCGCUGACAGGGACGUGUUCUUCAUGAGCACGCAAGCCUUGGUGGUGCUAGUACAGCGGUAUAGGAACGGAAUCCGCGGCAGAAUGAAGGCUGCUGUUCAUGAUCUAUUGAAGCAGUACUACCAGGUCGAGAGCAACUUCCAACUGGGUUCGUACGACAAAUGUGUAAUGGCGCUACGUGACCGUUACAAGGACGACAUGCAGGCCGUCGCUAACAUCAUUUUCUCACACAAUCAAGUAGCCAAGAAGAAUCUACUGGUAACAAUGUUGAUAGACCAUCUGUGGUCUAAUGAGCCAGGUCUUACCGAUGAGCUCGCGGCCACUCUCAACGAAUUGACCUCGUUACACCGAGCUGAACACAGUCGGGUAGCGCUGAGGGCUAGACAGGUGUUGAUAGCGGCCCACCAGCCCGCCUACGAACUACGUCACAAUCAAAUGGAAUCAAUAUUUCUAUCCGCGGUGGACAUGUAUGGACAUGACUUCCAUCCGGAGAACCUUCAGAAGCUUAUCCUCUCUGAGACAUCGAUAUUCGACAUACUACACGAUUUCUUCUAUCACACGAACGCGGCGGUGAGUAGACCGAGUAGACCAUAG